AUGGCACCUUCCGCAGAGACAGAAUCGGUCAUGACAGUCCAACAACAGCACAAGCCCAAGAGCUUUGCCGAGAUUUGCAGUCGGCGCACCAUUGCCAACGCUGUCAAUUACGAGCCCAGCAUGGUGGAUUUUUUCCAUCAUUCAAUUCCAUCGACGGUCGCGUGUACCAAUCCUACAGGAAAUCCUACAGGAAAUCCUACUGAAUCACGCACGCGCACGAUUCACGGAAGAUCCAACAGUUUUGUGGAAAAUCAGGCUCCCAAUCAUCAUGCUUGCAAUGAUGGUAAUAACAAUGGCAAUACUAAUAAUAGUAGUGGCAAUAACAAGAGAAGAACCAGCAAGAGAGAAAGCAAGCAACGCAGCAUUAGCUUGAAUCCUAGCAGCGUGCGCUACGAUAUGGAAUUGGUGCCGCGAAUCCAAAAGAAUGCCAGUUUUUAUGAUUGCCCUCAAAAGGAAGCUCCCUUUUUUGCCUCGGUCCUUUGGAGACCCAAUAAACGCAAGGAUUGGGAAGAUUGCUUGAGCGAAUUGGUUGCGGUUUGCACCAGUGCUGGUUUGCGCCAGUUUAUUGCCCGCCACAAGGGCAAGCGUGGCAAGAAGCCUCAAUUCACUGCCCCGCUUUCCAGAGAUUACAUACGAGAUAGAAUAGAUAUAGAUGAUCCACUCAGAGGUGUUCAAAUACGACACGCCACGCAAGGAUGGUUGCAAGGAUACUUGCUUUGGACCAACUUUACCACCUGGACACAUUAUUUUGCGUGGGAUUCAAUGAAUGAACUUUCGGGACUUCAAAAGUGUGAGUACGUGAAAGAUGCCGAUGGUGUACUGGCACAAGAAUUGAAUAGUCUGCCUCGGACUGGAUCUCCACAAGAUGCAGGUGUGAUUUUUGAAUCCAUUGCCGAGAUUGCUCUAGUGGGUGGGCUAGGUUGUGGAGACUUGCUGCUCCGAAUGGCCUUGGAAGAGAUCAUUGCAGCUGGCAAGUACGAUUAUGUAGUCUUGCAAGCCACGUCUGGUUCAAGAACCUUUUACGAACGAUAUGGAUUCAAGCGAGUCGGAGCUGUGUGCCGCUAUGGAGAGCAAGGCAAGUUGCCAAACUUGGACACACCGGUGCAAGGAUACCGGCAUUGGACCCAUGCGAAUGAAAGUCAAAAAUCGUUGGAUAUGCACGGUGGGCCCAGCUACAUGAUGGUCCUCAAGAUUGCGGACUAUCAAAAUAGAAUGCCACUACUCUUGGAGGCAUUGGAAAAGUACACAGUGGCGGAUCGGCCAACCAUUGUUGCGACUCCCAUGUCUCCAACUCCCAAGGCUCUCAAGAAACUCAAAAGGGCUUCUUCCAUUGGAAGCUUUGGAAUUCCAGCACCUCCCUUGCCCAACAUUACGUCCUCUCGUAAACGAGUCUUUUGCCAGGAUCCUCUAAUGUCAAACAAGCGACCUCGGACCCAUUCCAUGGAGACUCCCCAGAGAAUAACUCCUGCCAGUUCACCAAUGUUUGGACCAGUAUCCACAACUGCAUCCAAGGCAGCACGGUCCGAUCUCAUUACACCGCCACCAGAUGGAAAACCGCUUUCAUAUGCCCAAAAGCAAUAUCAAUCUCCAUGGUUGGCUGUUCCUUCGGCCCCGCCAUCCCUCAUCAAUAACAACAGCAGCAGCAACAAUAGCAGCAAGAGGCAACGCAAACCACCAAGGUCCAGAAGCUCGAGCAGCAAGACUACGGUUCCAACUAGAAGCGCAUCAGCAGCCGCUAGUAAUACAGUAUCACCUUUGACACCCAAAAAGGUGAAGGUUGCCCCAGCCAAGCUACUGCCCAAUAGCUCGUCCUCACAAAGACAAGUGGUCCCGUUUGAAGGGAUUCGAAAGAUUGACAAGACUACCCUCUGCAAACAAAAGGUCAAGUCGUAUCCACGCGAUCGGGCUCACUUUUACAACAAGGUGGUGACCGUUGGCAGUGGUAGCAGUGGUAGCAAGAACAAACAACCACAAUACUACUUUUGCUUGCACUAUGAUGAACCCAAACAACUAUUGACCUUGUGUCCCAUGGCAAUCAAAGGCGUAUUGAGUGGCCGACGACAGGGUCGACCACGAUAUCAAUGCGUCUUGUUGGAAAAUAGCAAAAAUUGGAUUUGCAGUUCAGCCAAGGAUUGUGAGACGGUGGAAGCUUUCAUGGUCAUGAAGACACCAAUUGUGGCGCAAGAAGCCUGGGACAUUUUGAGUGCCUAA
Molecule: messenger RNA, 2211 nt
Organism: Cylindrotheca closterium
Lineage: Eukaryota; Bacillariophyta; Bacillariophyceae; Bacillariales; Bacillariaceae
Source: the annotation of a GenBank genome assembly